Poecilia latipinna (sailfin molly) is the source of this 3370-nucleotide messenger RNA. RefSeq names its product maternal protein exuperantia-2-like. Gene Ontology annotation, molecular function: 3'-5'-DNA exonuclease activity; nucleic acid binding. The transcript is spliced from 4 exons. The record is from RefSeq and is a predicted model, not a curated record. Gene Ontology annotation, cellular component: cytoplasm. Lineage: Eukaryota; Metazoa; Chordata; Actinopteri; Cyprinodontiformes; Poeciliidae. Gene Ontology annotation, biological process: DNA catabolic process. Bases 2392 to 2970 code for a protein of 192 amino acids.
CUCUCUUAGCCUCAUUUUAUACACUAGGAUGUCACACUAACCAAGGGCGAGGGAGGGGCGUCUAUCGCCUCGCGCUUACCGACACUUUAACCGUCCAUUAUCUCCUCUGAGCCACUCAAACUACUCCGCUCUUUCCCGUCAUGACCGUAGCUCUUCUCUAACUCUUCUCUCCGGGUUCUCGCUGUGAAACGUAGCAUUUAAUCUGCCUGCUAACCAAAACAAGUAGCGACUAACCCCACCCGGUCCACGUGCGCGCGUGCUCUUCCUGGCCUCCUCUGUCCGUACCAUGACGUCAUCUCGCUAACUCCCUCAGUGUUAAUCAGCUGACCGGUCUCAGCGGUAUGCGGUACUUUGCGAAAGCCUUCGCACCCCUCGAGCUUUUUCUGUCGCCAUACGGCCACCAAGCUGCAGUGUGUUUUAUCCGAGCGAAGAUCGGGCUGCACAAGAUUUUAUGUCUCAUUUUGUGUUUGAUUUGCGGAACCGAAAAUAAAAUCCAUCCAGGUUCGUGGUUGUGAUGCAGGCAAAAUCUGAAAACGUUGGAAGGGGUGCGAGUACUUUAGCAAGGCACUGUAAUUGUUUCUUUUAAAAAUAAUAAUGAUAUAAAAUACAUUAACUGUAAACCUGUAAGGAUUAAAAGAAAAAGUGAAUCUGCUUCUGGAAGUGAGCAGCUGAAAGAGCAAAACCGCUCCUCGGUCAGUUAUCUUCACAGUAAUAUUUGUGGUGUGUUUCCAUAUGACAUUCUGGAAAAAAAAACUAAAAAAAAAAGAAAAAAAAACGAUUAAAAAAGGAAAAAGUGAAUGUAACUGUCACUGGAAGGCAUGCCUCGCUUUCAGUCGUUGUUUUGUUCCUCUUUUAUACACAGUGUAUGUACUAUUUAUGAUCAUGGCAUUGCGAUGUACAUUAGUUGGAAAAGAAUCUGUUAUAAAUAGGAUAUAUUAUCCUUUCAUUACCGAUUAUUAAUCAUGGCAACAUUUUUCUUUUUUUUCCCCAACAGGCUGCACAUGGUUCUGUCUUUUUGUAUGUUUUGUUUUGUUUUUUUGUGCAGGGAAAACGGUGAAAAAAAAGAAGUGUUGCAAAAAAAAGUGGACAUAGUUAAUUAUGUAUAAGGUGCAAUUUGUGUUUUCUUUUUUUAAAUGAUUUAAACAUCUUUAUUGUUGUAAGGAAAAAAAACUUUAUGGGGGAAAAUUUCAUCUGCUUAUUAAAAAAAAAUGCAAAAAAAUUGCAGCUAACCAUAAGUGAGUGGUGUGAUUUGUUGGCCCAGCCGGUUGCAUUAGCCUGUACUUGCUGCUAAUGGAGUCUAUUGUUAGUGCAGACACUGCAGUUAAAAAAGCCAGUUAGCGUUGAUUCAAACGUCAGCGUCUUCCAGCUUGAUCCUCACUUAUUCAUUGACCUCUAACUAAUACCUGCAAGCGCAUCUAAUCAUACACACUUUAAGUUAUUUAUGGUGUCCUUAUCAGACAGAGAUGCAUUAAUUUGAGCAUGUAGAUUAACCAGGAGGCAACAUUUUUAAAACUGUUAGCCCCUCCAGCACAUCCUCCAGGUUCAGACCACAUUAAAUGCCACAUUCUUGACACUAUGGAGCUGUAUGUAAUAUCAUCUGAAGGACAAACCUGUCAGGGUCCAAUAAAAAAAAUUCAUUUCAAUCAUUUGAUUUAGUAUUUAGAAAAAUAAAUUAAUAAAUACGUUGUUUGUAAUUAACUCAUUAAGUGUUUAUUAACCAACAAAAACAACAACAAAAAGCAAUUGGAUCUCUUCUAACGCUACAAAGCAUGUCAAAGUAAAUAUCUGACUCAGCUAAAAUGUGCUGUUCACAAUACAACCCAUUUAAACAUGGCAGCUUUGGCGCCCUCUGCUGGACGAGACAUGGAAAUAACAUUAAACCGAAAACCUUCAGCUGAACUCUUAAAUUCAACUAAAUAGAACUUGUUAGCAAAAUAAAGUAGCUAACCGAAUGUUGUUGAAGCUUAAUAAUUAGAACAAAUUACCUAAAAAAAUUUACCAGGAAAAAAAUCAUGUUAAAUAUCAUCCGAUAUGAAACUUUAUAGUGUGAGCUCAUAUAUAAGCAUACAAUUUAUUCAUUUAAUUCUUUUUAAUUUCAUUAUUAUAGUUUGUUGUUUAAUCUACUGAAUUUGCGUCGAGCUGCAUGUCGCGUGCCGCGUGCGCUCCAAACACGGACCGCGAAGAGCAUCGAAACUUCCCGUUUCACUCAAAGUCAGCUGUGUUUGGUGUUCCGCGGUAUCUACGACCUGUUGCGACAGACGGCUGGGACCGAGUCAGAAUUGUGGAGCUCGGAUUUGUUUCCAAAUGAGCUGCUAUAAAUGAAGCUCCUCGCUCCGGCCGGCUUCACAACUCCCACUGCUCAGCUGACGAAGAACCAGACAUACCUUCCAGAUGGGUGACAAAAUCAUCGUUUUCUUUGACCUGGAGACCACUGGAUUAGAUACUUCACAGUGUGACAUCAUCCAACUGGCCGCUGUCUGUGAGGAGAGAGUCUUCAAUAAAUACACUGUCCCUCAGCAAAACAUUGAUGAGGGCGCCACAGAGGUCAACGGCUUCACAGUACAGUCCGGUCACCUGGUUCUCUACGAGUCUCCUGUGGAAACCAUCCCAAUCGAUGACCUUCUGACCUCCUUCAUCGACUUCCUGCGCUCCUUCCAACGCCCCGUAUUGCUGGCGGCCCACAAUGUGAAGCGUUUCGAUGCACCUGUGCUCACCAGAGUGAUGAAGAAGUAUGACCUGUACCCUCAGUUCCAGCAGGUGGUGUCGGGCUUCCUGGACACCUUCUUGCUUAGCAAGAGACUGUUCUUGGGCAUGCAGAGCUAUUCUCAGGUGUCUUUAGUCAAGAUCUUUCUACAAAGGUCCUACGAUGCUCAUAAUGCAGAGGAGGACGCCAAGAUGCUGCAGGAGCUGUAUAAGGUGUGGAGACCUGACCAGUUUACGGUCUUAGCAAGUACUUCUGAAGUAAAUUAAGAGUACUGUUACUAAAGGAAAAAGUCUAAUAAUGUACCCUGAAAACGAACCGAUGUAUCAACAGAAACAAAAAAGUUCUCAGUGAGGAUAAAUGUGUUGUUUUUUCUUCUCAUCAUACACCUCUAAAUCAAUGGAAAUAUUUAUACAUAAUGAAGUAAGACGGUGGCUAUAUUUCAAGUAAUCAGACAAUUAUUUUAUUUAGUCCUGUAGCUGUGCACUUUGUUGUUUCUGUGAGAAGUAUGGCUCAGUUUAAUUGUACGAACCAUUAAAACUUAAUUUUCUAUACAUUCCUAAAAACCUCUUAUUUACACCAAAUCAUAGAAACCACACAGGGAUUUUAUGUAUGUACAGAAAAUGUGUCUUCUGCAUAUUUUUAGAAAAUAAAAAUAUUCUAUCGAGU